Cynoglossus semilaevis (tongue sole) is the source of this 3653-nucleotide messenger RNA. RefSeq names its product netrin g2b (gene ntng2b). Lineage: Eukaryota; Metazoa; Chordata; Actinopteri; Pleuronectiformes; Cynoglossidae. The record is from RefSeq and is a predicted model, not a curated record. The transcript is spliced from 8 exons. Gene Ontology annotation, biological process: axonogenesis; tissue development; animal organ morphogenesis. Bases 937 to 2529 code for a protein of 530 amino acids.
GGGAGAGAGGGAGGGAGGGAGGGAGGGAGAUAUUUUCCAUAAAGCCUCUUUAUUUUCUCUUUCUUCCUGCCCUUGAGCAUCCCUGGUAAAGCCGAGCUUGUAAAGUGAGGACAGCGGGAGGAGAAGAGAGAGUGAGGAGGGCGGGCACGAGCUUUUCCCUCAAAGUCAAUAUUUUAUACUUUUCAUACUCCUUAACGCGGGAUUUCACUCCUCUUUUCCCUGGCGUUUCCAUAUCUAGGACACGGAUCUACGGUGCGCAGCCAUCCACGGUGUGAUUAAAAAAAAAAAAAAAAGUAUCCGACAGAAGGCACAAACAAUCCGCGAUCAGGGCAGGCAGAUAACCGGAGUACAGGGGAUGCUGGGGAGGAUCUCUGCGGCCGAAGAGGAGGACGUGAGCGGGGAGUGCUGACUUAUCUAAUGGAUGCAUCUUUAAAGACAAUCACUAGACUCCGCGGGUCUGACGCGUCCAAUGGAUGUACCUGAAGAGGGAGCGGCCUCUCCGUCACACUGUCCCACCUGCGCCGCCGUCUGCGUGCAGGACCCCGCUCUCUGAGACAUGCACUCACGCUGACAUCAACCACCCAACCUCCUGAUACACUAUGGUUAAAGUGUAUGCCAAGAUAAAUCUCUGCAACGUCAUCCGCCUCUCCAUUCAACGUCCACCUUCCUCCGGGUGCCAGUCGCCAAACCUACCAAGUGUCCGACUCUCGGCUCACCAGGGGCCGCAGAUAUCUGUGGACAGACACUGAUACCGAGCUGCACCGUGUCCUCCUGUCAUUCUGUCACUUUAUGAACCCAAGGGCGAGUUACACUGUGGUGGUAACGAUGACCACCACUCAUCUAUGAUCACCACUCCAUGCGCGUCACCUCUCCUCUGAGCUCCGUGGCCCCCUCACCCUCUGCCGGACCCCGCUCCAAACAACCCCCCAGCCUGCCAUGCUCCUCCAGGCCGUCUUACUGCUGCUUCUGCGCUGCGCGGCCUCCAGUGUGAGCCAGUACGAGUUGUGCAAGUCCCUGGUGAGCACGGAUGAGGGCUCGGUGUGGGAGCAUUACGCGUGCCAGCCGAAACCCGCGUCCAUGAAAGACUACAUGCGGAUCAAGGUGGACCCGCCCGGGAUCACGUGUGGAACGCCGCCAGAGAGGUUCUGCACUUUGGAGAACCCAUAUCUGUGCAGUGAUGAGUGCGACGCCUCAAACAGAGACCUGGCCCACCCUCCAGAGCUGAUGCAGGACCGUGAACAUAACGGCUUGAUCACCUACUGGCAGACAGUUACAUGGAGACGCCACCCCGAGCCCCUGUUGGCCAACAUCACCAUGUCUUGGAACAAGAGCCUGGAGCUCACCGACGACGUCCUCAUCACCUUUGAGUACGGUCGGCCUACAAUCAUGAUACUGGAUAAAUCCAUGGACCACGGACGCUCCUGGCAGCCGUACCAGUUCUAUGCUGACGACUGUCUGGACGCAUUUAACAUGGCCCCCAAGCGUGUGCGUGACCUUUCACCCGCCAAUAUCACAAAGGUCCUUUGCACUGAGCAGUACUCUCGAUGGGUCGGUUCCAAGAAUGACAAGAAUGUUAAGUUCGAGGUCCGAGCCCGUUUCGCCGUGUUUGCCGGGCCGCGGCUGCAGAACAUGGACAGCCUGUACACACGGAUGGAAAGUAUGAAGGGAUUGAAGGACUUCUUCACCUUCACCAACCUGAGGUUGAGGCUCCUCAGGCCUGCCCUCGGAGGCACCUACGUCCAGAGGGACAACCUGCUCAAGUACUUCUAUGCCAUCUCCAACAUCGAUGUACCAGCCAGGUGUAAGUGUAACCUCCACGCCUCCCAGUGCCUGCUGCAGGAUGGGAACCUCCAGUGCCAGUGUGAACACAACACCACGGGGCAGGACUGUCAGCGCUGCAGGAAAGGCUUCAAAGCCAAGUCCUGGAAGGCGGGCUCCUACCUUCCAGCUCCGAACGGAUCCCCCAACACAUGUACAAUUGCUGGUACUCCCUCCGGUUCAAACUGUGAGUGCUACGGCCACUCCAACCGCUGCAGCUACAUCGACUACCUGAACAUCGUCACGUGUGUCAGCUGCAAGCACAACACCAGGGGUCAGAACUGCCAACACUGCAGACUGGGCUACUUCCGAAACGCCUCUGCUGAACUGGAUGAUGAGAGCGUCUGUAUCGAGUGUAACUGCAACCAGAUGGGUUCUGUUCAUGACCGGUGUAACAGCACGGGCUACUGCCAGUGUAAAGAAGGCGCCACGGGGGCAAAAUGUGACGACUGUCUGCCGGGCUUCUACUGGAAACAAGGCUGUUACCCCAACAUCUGCGAUGAGGAGAUGCUCCUGUGCCAGAACGGAGGAACGUGCUACCAGAACCAGAAGUGCAUAUGUCCUCCAGAGUUUAAGGGGGUCUUGUGCCAACACUCCCGCUGCGAGGCGGGCAAAGACUGCAACGCUGCCUCUUCGCCGCACAUCUCUACAGCCGGCCUGCUGCUCUGCACUCUGCUAGCCAACCUGCUGGCCACGAUAAUCCUCCACUGAGCCAUGGAAACUGCCCCUCAUAGCAAGGAGUGUGUGUGUGUGGAUGUGAAUGUGCGUGUGUGUGCGUGUGUGUGUGUGUGAGAGAGAGAGUCAAGCGUAGGCCAUGGACUUUGUCGGGCCGUUUCAAUGACAACGCCUAAAUCUGAAAACACACUUUAGCACUUGCAAAAGAAAACACACUCACGCAAACACUUACUGUUUCCACUCACACACACAUUACACACACACACACAUACACACACCUCACAGGACAGUACUGAUAGUGAGUGUGUGCUCAGGUGACAACAGAACGACAAACUCAAAUAUCAAACGGGGGAAGACUCUUCAGACCGAGGGGGAGGAGAUGAUACCAACCACUGUUCCCUUUAUUCCUGAGCUGGAGCAACAACGUGCAUCAAACCAAAAAAACGCAUUAAGAAAACACUUCAACUCACCACUGUUUCACGUCAAAGAAAAUGGCUGUUGUAACCACAAAGAACUUUCUUUUUACUAUUUUCUCUUUUUUUUUUUUCCUCCGUUGCGUUUAGGAACGUCGCCUCUGUUAGACCGACGUGUGUGUGUGUGUGUGUGUGUGUGUGUGGCUCAGUGAGAAAAACGAGACGUGUCGUCACGAAGGACAAAUGUGGAAAAGUAGGGUGUGCACUAGAUCCUGCUGCUGAGGCCUACAGUAUAUAUAUACAUACAUAUAUAUAUACACAUAUAAAUAUAUCAACCAUGUUUUAUUUCUUCUCCAGAGACUUGGUUUUACAUUUAUUCAACUUCUGCUACUUUUUUAAAAAAGAAAAACAAACUUAUAUUGCCAGUCAUUGUAUCUAACGUGCCCACUAACAGUUGCUGAGAUUAUACAUACUCUAUAAUAUCCAGGGGUCUGCGAAUUAAAAAAAAAAAAAAAAAAAAGUCACUAUUAUGGUUGUUAUAGGAAUGAGUGAUUGUUGCCACACUUAGCAAAGAUUUACCUUCACACAGUAUUCAGGAGAAUUUAAGAGAAUUUAACUUACCAGAAGUCUAAAAAAAGAGAAGAUGAUACAGAUACCACAUAUUAAUAUCAUACGACAUUAUUUGACUAUUUUUUGUAGAAAUUAUUUUUGUUUGGAGUUACAAUAAAUUAUAAAAAAAUGGCAUUU